Molecule: messenger RNA, 1107 nt
Organism: Spodoptera exigua (beet armyworm)
Lineage: Eukaryota; Metazoa; Arthropoda; Insecta; Lepidoptera; Noctuidae
Source: the annotation of a GenBank genome assembly
AUGGCCGCCGGCCAGACGUCAAAAAAAUUACCACUGGCCAAUGCACGGGGUCUGGCCGUCCUCCAACCGUGCCAGAGUGAAGACCCUUUACGUAAUACGCUGGAAAAACAGCCAAAGAUUGUUAUGGUCGACAAACGAGCAGACGGAUUACCUGGUAGUAAGCAUUUAGCGCCGCCCAUGGACACUCGUAAUACCAAAGAAGUUACUACUACUGCGUUGCCGGCCUCUUAUUGCUCGAAAAAAUGGAGCUAUCUACCGCAGAAGGCUCUGGGCAUCGAGAGAAGACGCAAGGCACAUGGCGUCACGCGCGCGCCUAAAAUAGACUACGACAAACGGGACCCUAUAGGGCUGAUGUUCAGCCAGGGUUGCGGGCAAGACAUACUCACAAGGAAGGAACUACAACACGCAAACAUAUUACCAUACCUAACAUCCUUCGUACAUGGCAAGGAGUUGUACGUAGUGUCUCCACUUAUGACGUUUGGUUCCUGUCGUGAUAUCCUAGACCGCUACUUCCAAGAAGGUCUACCGGAACUAGCUUGUGCACUGGUGCUGAGAGAUGUACUUCAAGCUUUACAGUAUUUACACAAACAAUUGUAUAUUCAUAGGAGCGUUCGUGCAAGUCACGUGCUAGUAGGCGCAAACGGCGGCGUCCGCCUAUCAGGGCUGCGCAGUGCGGCCUCGUUGAUGGUGCGCGGGCGCAGGCAGCGACAUCUGCACCAGCUGCCCCCGCCUGACGCGGACAAUACCAACCUCAUGUGGCUUAGCCCUGAACUGCUGGAACAGAAUCUAAAGGGCUACGACGAAAAAUCGGACAUAUAUUCGCUGGGCGUCCUAUGUUGCGAGCUGGCCAAUGGGGCGGUGCCCUUCGCCGAGGUUCCGACAACCCUAAUGUUCACGGAGAAGGUGCGCGGAAGUCGGCCACAACUAUUGGACUGCUCCACUUUCCCGGAACCCUGCCUUGAUGACUCCGAAAUGAAAAGUAUGUACAACACGGACAGUGGUGUGGGCGACAGCGCGGACGGCGUGAUGCGCCUGCGUCAGCUGUACGCCGCGCGGAAACUCUCCGACACCUUCCACCAUCUCAGCGAGAUGGCGCUGCAGAGAUAA